Molecule: messenger RNA, 2321 nt
Organism: Salvia splendens (bonfire salvia)
Lineage: Eukaryota; Viridiplantae; Streptophyta; Magnoliopsida; Lamiales; Lamiaceae
Product: BTB/POZ domain-containing protein At1g67900
Exons: 4
Coding region: 337-2064 (575 amino acids)
Source: RefSeq, a predicted model, not a curated record
ACAGAAGUGACUUGGAUUUAUGGAUUGGUUUGAUUAUCUGGACUUCCGAUUUUAUUUUAUUUUAUUUUAUUUUAUUUUAUUUUCAUUUGUUCGUCAUUAUGAAUAACACAUAAAUAUCAUGAAUAUCGUAUGCAUUUCUAGAAAUAUUUCUAUUUUUCUAUUUCUUCUUCACCUUUAGCUUCAAGUUCCCUCAAGUUAAAGUGGGAUAUCAGUUUCUUCCCUUUUCUUCUAUUUUGGUGGGGGGAUUUAAAAUGUCUGGUGUUAUGCUAACGAAGUGAAGAGCAAGAUUUCCUUUUUGUCUCUAGCUCUUGUCUGAAUCCCAAAAAUGGUGUUUUGAUGUUGGAUUUGGAUUGUUUUAGAAGAAGGAAAGAAAGAUCAGAGAUGAAGUUUAUGAAGCUGGGAUCUCGACCUGAUACAUUCUACACCACAGAGGCUGUAAGGUCUGUUUCUUGUGAAGCUUCAAGUGAUGUUAUAGUCCAAGUAAAAGGGAACAGAUAUUUACUCCAUAAGUUUCCUCUGCUAUUGAAAUGCCUCCGCCUGCAGCGGCUGUAUGCAGAGGCAGCCUCGGAGCUCCAGCUGAUCAAGCUCCAUGACUUCCCCGGAGGGGUGGAGGCGUUCGAGCUCUGUGCCAAGUUCUGCUACGGCAUCAACAUCACACUCAGCGCCUUCAACGUCGUCUCAGUCCGUUGUGGAGCAGAGUAUCUCCAAAUGACAGAGGAAGCAGAGAAGGGCAAUCUCAUAUCCAAAGUUGAGGUUUUCUUGAAUUCUUGCAUCCUUCGAGGAUGGAGGGACUCCAUUGUGACAUUGCAGACCACCAAGGCCUUCCCCUCUCUGUCGGAGGAGGUUGGGGUGACCAGGAGGUGCAUUGAGGCUGUUGCCUCGAGGGUUCUGUCCCACCCGGAGGAGGUUGUGGUGACCGGGAGGUGCAUUGAGGUGUCGAGCAAUGGGUCAGGAAGCCAUGGGCAUAGGGCUAAAGGGUGGUGGGAUGAGGAUUUGGCAGAAUUGGGGAUAGAUCUUUAUUGGAGAGUGAUGGUGGCAAUCAAGUCUGGUGGGAAGGUCCCUUCUCACCUCAUCGGUGAUGCUUUGAGAGCCUACUCGUCGCGUUGGCUCCCAAACUUGGGUAAAUGCAUCCAUGAUGAUGGUGAAGUACAUUCAAGAAAUAGGCUGAUUUUGGAAUCAGUUGUUAGCUUAUUACCAGCUGAGAAAGGGGCUGUUUCUUGCAGUUUUCUGCUAAAACUGCUCAAGGCAGCUAAUGUGGUAAAUGCCUCCGUCUCGUCUAAGAAAGAGCUGGCAAAAAGGGCAGGGUUUCAGCUAGACGAGGCCACAGUCGACGGCCUUUUACUGCCUAGUUGCUGUGAAAAUGGGACGAGGCAUGAUGUGGACGCCGUUUUAGUCAUGUUGGAGGAGUUUGUGUCCCGGUCUGCAGAGGGCGUUGGUAUCGAGUUUCAAGAGAGGAGGAGAUCAUCCUCUGCAGCACACAGCAAGGUUGCAAAGCUUGUUGAUGAAUUCUUGCUAGAGAUAGCAAGAGAUGCUAAUCUUCCUAUGUCCAAAUUCAUAGCCAUUGCUGAAGCAAUACCAGAAUUUGCAAGGGUUGUUCAUGAUGGUCUCUACAAAGCCAUUGAUGUUUACCUAAAGGAGCAUCCGGAGCUGAGCAAGGGAGAGAGGAAAAGUCUCUGUCGAAUUCUCGACUGCAAGAAGCUAUCUGUGGAAGCUUGUACGCAUGCUGCACGGAACGAGAUGCUCCCUCUAAGGGUGGUGGUGCAGGUUCUCUUCUUUGAGAAGGUACGGGCUUCAAUGGCGGGGGACCAUGUGACCGAGCUCCCUAGCAACAUCAAGGUGCUGUUGGAAGGGCGCCCGACUCCUUCAAAGAGGGCCUCCGGGAUAAAUUCGCAAAAUUCUAGUGUUUCAACACUGAAGAUGAGGCUGCAUGAGGAUCAUGAUGUGGAGAGUGAUCGCAUUGUUAAGCCUUCGAAUAUCAAGUCUUUGAGCAUGAUGCCUAGCAGAUCUAAGAGGAUGUUCAGCAAGCUAUGGCCUAUUAGUAGAAGUGCAAGUGAAAAGAAUUGAGAGAUGUUUUGUUGAAUAUACUCCAAGUCUUUAAGAGAUUAUUAGGAGAUUUGGAUUCUACCAAUAUUAGAUCAUAAGGAAAUAGGUUACCAUAUUUGGCAGGAAUGAAAUUUCUGUUAGGAAAAUUCUCUUUGUGCAAAAUAGCAUAGUGCAUUUGUAGUUUUGUGUUUGUUGUUAUUUAUAAUUUGCAUUUUUAUUAGGUGUACAUAACCUUUACUUAAUGAAGCAUUCUUUGCAAAAUUUUGCAGCAGGCCUAA